ACGGCCACUAUCAGCAUCGUUAUUGUCUUCCAUACGCUUCUGAGUGUUGCGAGUGCGCUGUCGCCAUCAGUCCUGUCUCCCGAUUUUACAGGUCUUCCCUGCGGCUCUAACGUUCUGGACCCAUCACCGUCAUCCUCACCAAAUAACAUUAGUCAAGGAAACACUUGUCAAGCGCCCAGUCCGUGCCUCGCAUGCACACGUCAGGCGUCUGGGACACAGACCUGAGCAAAACCUGCUUCCACGUAGCAUCUGGACCACUAGAGGGAAAAGCACAAAUAUUUUAUACCGAGAUCUGUAUUUCGUCAGUCGGGGUUCUAGGAGGAGCAGAGCCACGAGGAGGUGGGGAGCGUUAAGCGGGACAUGACCUUCACAUUUCAACCAGAGGACCUAAAACGUGACUCUAGCAAAAAAAUGUCUCGUCAGCACUCAUUCUCCUCGGCCAUGGAGGAAGACGUGAAAACAGCCGACCAUGAAAAAGAAAACACCCGCUCCGUCUGUCUCCUCGAGCAAAAGCGAAAAGUCGUUUCUUCCAACAUCGACGUCCCCCCAGCAAGGAAAUCCUCAGAGGAACUGGACAUGGACAAAGUGACAGCAGCAAUGGUACUAACCAGCUUGUCCACCAGCCCUUUGGUUCGAAGCCCUCCUGUGCGGCCCAGUGAGGGCCUCAGCGGCUCCUGGAAGGAGGGCGGCGCCGCGUCCGGCAGCUGCAGCAGCGGCGGCUACUGGAGCUGGAGCGCGCCCAGCGACCAGUCCAGCCCGUCCACGCCGUCGCCACCGCUGUCCGCCGACAGCGCCAAGCCCUUCCGCAGCCCCGCGCCCGACGACGGCAUCGACGAGGCCGAGGCCAGCAAGGACUCGCAAGCGAGAGGCACCGCCUCGGCAGCCAUCAUCCCUUACUACUGCGGUGAUAACAACGACGUUUAUAGUUACGGAGGGGCCCGCGUCCAGCUCCACGUGUCGGAACAUCGGCAGCGACGCAAGGGCAGCCGAGUCCCAGCCCGCUUCGCUUUCGCAGCCGUCUGGACCGGGAGCCACGGGCCCGUGGACGAGGGGGCCUCCAGGCAGAGGGACAGAGCGCCGAGCCGGCGGAGGGAGCGUCAGCAGCGGGGUUCGGCGCCAGACGCCCGCACCCCGACCGGCAACCACGGGGCCGACUUGUCACGACAGCUCAGCCUUGCGUGGUGUAGGACUUCAGCUACGCGGGACCCCACGGUGCACUUUCUGGUGUGCAGAAUGCCAAGUGCCGGCGACGCGAACUCUUCACUCGUGGCCGGUGGGAGUCCAAAACGGUGCGGCCCCUCGGAAGACAGUUUGGCAGGUUUCAUCUGCAUCCGCCGUUGGACCCAGCCCUUCCACUCCUGGGUGUGCACCUGCGUCCACGGAGACCUGCAGACAAGUGUCCACGGCAUCGUUCGCCAUCGCCGCAAGCUGGAAGCGGCCCGGAUGUCCACGAACAGGAAGAGGGGUAAACAAACUGCAGCACGUUCCCCCGACGGAAUUCCACACCGCGAACCGGGACGAGCCGCCGACACGCGAAGCGGUGCGCGCGGCCCGGGGUCGUCAGGCGAGGUGAGGGAGGCGGACGCGGCUGACGGCGCGCGAUCCUCCAGCCGCGAAGCUCUUCCCAGCUGGCUUGUCGCCUCGGCGUUGUCAGCAGUGCGCAGAGCUGGAGGGAGCUUAGCUCGUGCUCGCUACGCUCCGAUUCGUCCGUCCUCACACGCCUCACAGUCCCUACGCGCCUUCGGCAAGUCGAGAAACUCCCCAAGUGGCGAGAAGGCGGGUGAGGCCGCCGUCCCACUGCCUCGUUUGGACUCGUCCCUGGGCAUGCGUAUGAUGCUUCAGCAUCCAGCCACGUUGCCGCUCUUAGAACGGAAGGUGGCCUUCGGCGUCACCGUGACAGUGCCGUGGAACUCCAUGAAGGUGAUGUUCAAAUGCCUCUGGAAGAGCUGUGGGAAGGUGCUGAGCACCGCGGCGGGCAUCCAGAAGCACAUCCGGACCGUCCACCUUGGGCGUGUCGGGGAUUCUGACUACAGCGACGGGGAGGAGGACUUCUACUACACGGAGAUCAAGCUCAACACAGACUCGGUGGCGGACGGGCUGAGCAGCCUGGCCCCGGCUUCGCCCUCCCAGCCGCUGGCUUCGCCUCCCACGUUCCCCAUCCCGGACUCCGGCCGAGCGGAGACCCCUGGUGCCAAAACCGAGCCUAAACUGAUGACGCCCCUGAGCCGCUCGGCACCCACCACCCUCUACCUCGUGCACACCGACCACGCUUACCAGGCCACGCCCCCCGUGACCAUUCCCGGGUCGGCCAAGUUCACCCCCAACGGCGGCAGCUUCAGCAUUUCCUGGCAGUCCCCCCCAGUUACUUUCACAGGCAUUCCAGUGUCACCAACACAUCAUCACCUGGUGGGCCCAGGGGAGCAGAGACAGCACCCUCACACGGUCUUGUCGUCCCCGCCCAGAGGGACGGUCAGCCUAAGGAAGCCGCGGGGAGAGGGCAAGAAGUGCCGGAAGGUGUACGGCAUGGAGAACCGGGACCUGUGGUGCACCGCCUGCCGCUGGAAGAAGGCGUGCCAGCGGUUCACC
Messenger RNA from Pteropus alecto (black flying fox), 2586 nucleotides. RefSeq names its product zinc finger protein 704 (gene ZNF704). The record is from RefSeq and is a predicted model, not a curated record. The transcript is spliced from 13 exons. Gene Ontology annotation, molecular function: DNA-binding transcription factor activity; RNA polymerase II cis-regulatory region sequence-specific DNA binding. The annotation marks the transcript as partial. Lineage: Eukaryota; Metazoa; Chordata; Mammalia; Chiroptera; Pteropodidae. Gene Ontology annotation, biological process: regulation of transcription by RNA polymerase II. Gene Ontology annotation, cellular component: nucleus.